Messenger RNA from Thamnophis elegans (Western terrestrial garter snake), 2074 nucleotides. RefSeq names its product epoxide hydrolase 2 (gene EPHX2). Lineage: Eukaryota; Metazoa; Chordata; Lepidosauria; Squamata; Natricidae. The record is from RefSeq and is a predicted model, not a curated record. The coding region runs from base 61 to 1758 and encodes 565 amino acids. The transcript is spliced from 19 exons. Gene Ontology annotation, molecular function: catalytic activity.
GCGAGAGUUACUGUACUUGUAACCUGCUUCAGAGAGUCUGCUCGGCGGCCUCGGAGAGCCAUGGCGGGGAAGCGGCCGCUAGUAGUCUUGUUCGACCUGGGCGGCGUCCUUUUGGGUAGCACUCAGAUGGUUUUCCGAAAUCUGGAGAAGACAAUGGGCUUGCCUGGAGAUUUCUUUCAAAAAGUUGUUCAACAUGGUGGCUCUGAUGGACCUUUCUCCAAAGGGAUGACUGGACAGAUUGGAUUAACUCAGCUUAUUGCUGACUUUGAAGAUGAUUGCAAGAAAGUUUCUUCUACUUCUAAUAUCCCCCUCCCUGAAAACUUCUCAUUGAGCGAGAGUUUUGUCGAAAUGAUGGCAAAAAGUGGCUUGAAUGUACCCUUCCUGAAGGCUGCUACGCUUCUCAAGAAAAAUGGUUUCAGAAUUGCUGUUCUGACAAACAACUGGAUUGAUGAUACUCCUGGCAGGCAUCAAACAGCAUUUGCCUUAUGUCUGUUGAGGAAAUAUUUUGACAAGGUGAUUGAGUCCUGUCGGAUUGGCCUGCAGAAACCAGAUCCCAAGAUUUACGAGUAUGCAUUACAUGAGCUGAAUGUAACACCUGAAGAGGUUAUUUAUCUGGAUGACAUUGGUGCAAACUUAAAGCCUGCUCAGAAGAUGGGGAUGACAACAAUCCUAGUGAAAGAAGCUGAUUCUGCUUUGAAGCAGCUUCAGGAUCUGACUGGGGUUCAGCUUCUUGACCAGGAAGACUAUCUUCCUUCAGCAUGUGAGCCCCAAGAUGUGGCCCAUGGAUAUGUAAAAAUCAAGCCAGACACCGAGUUGCACUUUGUGGAGAUGGGGAGUGGUCCAGUGAUUUGCCUCUGCCACGGAUUUCCAGAGUCCUGGUUUUCUUGGAGGUUCCAGAUUCCUGCCCUUGCUGAUGCUGGCUUCCGUGUCAUUGCCUUGCAAAUGAAAGGCUAUGGAGAUUCUGUGGGUCCACCAGAUACAGAAGCCUAUUCUCAGGAAGAAAUUUGUAAGGAUUUGGUGAUCUUUCUGGACAAAAUGAGCAUUGCUCAGGCGACAUUCAUUGGUCAUGAUUGGGGUGGUGCCACAGUGUGGAAUAUGGCUCUCUUUUACCCAGAGCGGGUCAAGGCAGUGGCUGGAAUAAAUACACCCUAUUCACCUUCAAAGGCUGGAGUCGAUAUUGUGAAAAGGCUGGAAGCCAUUCCUGUUUUUGAUUAUCAGUUGUACUUCCAAGAGCUAGGAGUCGCAGAGGCUGAACUGGAGAAAGAUAUAAUCCGAACUCUGAAGAUUAUGAUCCGAUCUACCAGGAAAGAGGAUAAAAUGGAAGGACCUUCUCUUAGUACAGCCGGAGUUAGGAAGCGAGGGGGGCUGUUUGCGGGGCUUCCUGAAGAUACACCUCCAAGUUCUCUUCUUCCAGAGCCAGUCCUCCAGUACUAUGUACAACAAUUUAAAAAAUCUGGAUUCAGGUGUCCACUGAACUGGUAUCGAAACCUGGAAAGAAACUGGUCUUGGGGUGCUUCUGCCCAGGGCAGAAAGAUCACAGUUCCUGCCCUGAUGGUUACUGCUGGAAAAGACAAGGUUCUCAGUCCAGAAAUGAGCAAGCACAUGGAGAACUGGAUUCCACAAUUGACUCGUGGCCAUAUUGAAAACUGUGGACAUUUCACACAAAUGGAGAGGCCUGCAGCUCUGAACAAAAUCCUGAUCGACUGGCUGGAAGAGGUUCACAAAAAUGCUUCGUUGCAAACAACCGCCAAGCUUUGAAGAGGACUUCAGCCCACAAAUUGGCUAAACUGUUAGCCAAUUCAUUUAUGGAAGGGGGAAAUAAUUCAUAAGAUAAUUGGUUAUGGAGCUCUUGCAGUGCUUUUGAUAUAUACUGUAUCUUCAGUGCAUUGGAAAGAAUUAGUCAUGAUCCUCAUAAAAGGAGUUUUAAAAAAUAACCUAAAUCGAAUGCUGAAAACAUAACCAUGCUGAGGUUAUGCUAUCCUUUGAUCACUAUCCUUUUGAGUCAAAAGAGAAGAAAAAAUAUAUAAGAAAAUUCGUUAUGGCCCGGGUGUGUUUGGACCAUGAUUUAUUUAAG